Molecule: messenger RNA, 1232 nt
Organism: Myotis lucifugus (little brown bat)
Lineage: Eukaryota; Metazoa; Chordata; Mammalia; Chiroptera; Vespertilionidae
Product: transmembrane protease serine 11D
Exons: 5
Biological process (GO): proteolysis
Molecular function (GO): serine-type endopeptidase activity
Source: RefSeq, a predicted model, not a curated record
CUAUUGAUGACCAGGAAGCAGUAAAUAUGUUCAAUCAAGAAUGCGGGGCCCAUCCGAACCUAAUAUCAUUGUCUGAAGAGAGAGUCGUGGGAGGCACAAAGGCUGAGGAAGGAGACUGGCCAUGGCAAGUCAGUCUACAGCUGAAUGGCGUGCACCACUGUGGCGGCGUCCUGAUCAGUAAGACAUGGAUCCUGACAGCAGCUCACUGCUUCAGAAGCUACUCUGAUCCUCGUAGAUGGACUGUCACCUUUGGUAUUUCCACAGCAUUUCCUGUAAUGAGAAAAGCAGUAAAUACUAUUUUGAUCCAUAACAAUUAUAACUCUGCAACUCAUGAAAAUGAUAUUGCACUUGUGAAGCUUGCAGAAGGUGUCACCUUUACCAAAAAUAUCCAUACGGUAUGUCUCCCAGAGGCUACCCAGAAUAUUGUACCUGGUUCCACUGCUUAUGUAACAGGAUGGGGAUCACGAGCAUAUGACAGCAACCCAGUUCCAGAACUAGAACAAGGACAGGUCAACAUAAUAAGUAAUAGUGUAUGUAAUGCACCGACUAGUUACGAUGGAGCAGUCUUGUCUUCAAUGCUAUGUGCUGGACUGGCUCAAGGUGGAGUGGAUGCAUGCCGGGGUGAUUCUGGUGGCCCGCUGGUACAACAGGACACACGGCGGCUCUGGUUCCUCGUGGGGAUAGUGAGCUGGGGGGAACAAUGUGGUCUGGCAGAUAAGCCAGGAGUGUACACUCGUGUGACAGCCUACCGUGACUGGAUAGCUGAGCAAACUGGGAUCUAGUGCAAUAAGUGCCUCUCUGUUGCAAAGUCUGUAUGCGGGUAUGCCGGUCUAAAACUCUACGACUACUUUUCAACUGCAAAAUAAACUGCAAGUUCCCUAUUUAAUACCCUUUACAUAAAUAUGGUUUCACCAGCAAUUUUAUCUUUCUGUAUUACUAUGGAUUUCAUAUUUUCCUCAAGAAAACCAUAUGAACAUUGCACAGUACUGUGGCAGCAUGCCAGGCAGAGGUAAGAGAUGUAUUACAGUUGUGGUAACUGCUAGUAGUGAGGAAAUUGGGUCUUCAGGAGGAGAUAAGAGGAACCCAGACACAUCUGCAGCAUCAAAAGCCUCUUCUCUAAGAAGUUUCACUGAAGCUGAUACGUAGGCAGAGUAUCAAAACGUGCAAAAAGAAGUGGUGGAAUAGCAUUCAAGGCAGAAAGAACAACAUGAGGCAAGAAAAGAUACUAUUUA